AUCGGGAGAGCGAGUUUGGGAACGAUGCUCGACAAAUUGCCAGAAGCUACCUCGCGCUGAGCUGCACGCCCGGCCUCCAACCCAGCGCCGCUUCAUGUCGAGACAUUGAUAGAAGCGUUUGGGCCGGUCAGCGGGCUCGGGCGGCACGGUUCGCCGCGUCGGCAUUUUUAGCAUUUCCCGCGCCGAGGUCUGCCCCGCAGCCGCGUGAAGCUGCCGCUGGGUCGCAAGUGUUGCGAAGAUAUCAGUUGCAGCGCGUUAAGAGCCUCCGACACGCGGCCCCAGCCAGGCGUGAGCGCAAGGCGGCUCGGUACCUAGCUGCUGCAUCCAGGGGUUCCACAUGGAACACGACCCCGUGGGUCAUGGCGCGCCGCCUCCACCUCCGCCUCCGCCUCCGCCGCCUGUGCCCGAGGCCUCCCUCCUAGAAGCGGCGGUGGGGGCCGUUGCGCCUCUUGGCGACUGGGCUGUCGAGACGCUGAUUAGGCAGCAGCGGUUUGACCACGACCUGGACGAAGACGUCAAGAGGGCCGUGGCUGCGGUGGCGGUGACGCGCCGCGAGGUCGAGGGCCUGGUGCUGCCGCCGCGGCCCCCGAUACGAGACGCCGGGGAGGCGGUGGGCCAAGAUCUGGAUAAGGCGGCGGCGGCGCUCAGGCUCGUCCACAACGUUUUUGUCGGGGACGCGGCAGCGAUGCAGAACCUGCUGCCGGCGCUGAUGCCGCGUGCGCUGUCGUCGUCGUACCUGCCGCCAAUGCUCUUCGUGAAUCCGCUGUGGCACAUGACCGUCACGCCGAUGAAGGCGGUUGAUUACCGCCAUGUUAGCUACAACACAGUCGCGGUUACGGAGCUGAGCCCCCGCGCUGGCCUGACCCUAGGCGGCUUCAUGGAGCGUGCGGCAGAGCACUUCGUGGACGCGGCCGCACGCAAGGGCGGCCCAGCACACUGGCAGGGCGCCCCGGGUCUGCCGCCCGGCAUGACGUACUGGGGCACCCGGGCGGCCGUGUCGGUGCUGGUGGCCGGCCAGGUCGUGUGGGACAGCGGCAUCCUGAGCGGAGGCCUGAAGGACAUGAAGUCGGAGGACGUGCAGCUCACCCCGGUCAUCCGCGGCGGCAAGGUGGUGGGGCUGGUGGUGCAGCUGGAGGACCGCAGCAUCAGCCGCCUCGUCAACGAGUGUGCGAACCUCAACAGGGGUAUGAUGAGGACCAGGACCCCCCUCACCGGUCCCCAGCCGGUGCUGAGCCUCAUCAACACCAGCCACCUGGGCAACACUGCGGAGUCGGCGCCGCAGAUGGCCGGCAUGGCUCUCGGCGAGCUGCUGCUCUCCACCGUGCUCAACCCCGCGGUGGUGCGCAACCACCCGGCGUCCAUCGGCCCCGCCUGGACGGAGUACACCUCCCUUUACGCGCGCGCCAAGGCUCUGCGGCUGCCGCUGCUCAAGGGCGAUGACCUCACCCUGAACGAGGCGCCGCUGGCUGUGCUGGGCGUGGAGCUGGCGGGCAGCGUGGAGCUGCUAGAGCUGCUGGGGCUGGGCGACCCGGAGGCCGCGGACGAGCCGGGCUGCAAGUUCGUGGUGAUGCUGCUCAAUGUGCUGUGCUGGCCGCUCGGCCUGGUGACCUUCCCGUGGCUCUCACGUGGCGGGGCGGCGGCGGCUGCGCAUACCACCUCGGCGGCCGCUCUGGAGGCGGCCGCGGCCGCGCCAACGGAGGUGCUGGAGGCGGCAGCUGGGGCAGCGCAGGUGGAGGCGCGGGAGAAGCUGCAAACGGUACAGCAGCAACAGCAGCAACAGCAGCAGCAGCAGCAGCACGCGCCCGAGUCGUGGAUCGACGAGAUGUCCAUCUGCAACCUGCUGGAGGAGGUGUGCUUGAGGCUGAUGAACGCCCGCUGCAUCGCGGGGCUGUUCAGCGUCCGGCAGCCGCUCCUGGGCCGCAGCCGCCACGAGCAGGGCAGUCUGGCGGCCGUGGUCGUAGGCCUGGUGGACAAGCUGGCAGACAGCGUGAAGCUGGCGUACCGCGAGGGGUACCUACGGUGCAGCACUGGCGGCAGUGGUGGCGGUGGAGACAGUGCCGCCGCCGCGAGCGCUGGCGGCAGUGGAGGUGGCAGUAGAGGCGGCGGCGGUGGCCUUCGUGGUGGCAGUGUCGGCAGCAGGGUACCUGGCUCCGGCAGUGGCUCCAGCGGCAGCAGGGUCAUUGGGGGCGGCCGUGCAGCUGCCUCUAGCACUGGCGGCGGCGGUGGCCUUCGUGGCGGCAGCGUCGGCAGCAGGGUACCUGGCUCCGGCAGUGGCUCCGGCGGCAGCAGGGUCAUUGGGGGCGGCCGCGCAGCUGCCUCCAGCACUGGCGGCGGCGAAGAGAGUGGGUGCGGCGGCAGUGGUGACGGAGCUGGCGGCGGUGCCAUGCCGCCGAGCGCUGAGCCAUUGGAGGCGAAGGCGGCGGCGCUGGUGCGGCUCGUGGCGAUCGGGCAUAAGGCCAAGGCAUCGAUCAAGCAGUCGCAUCAGGACUCAUACGGGGACGAGCAGAUUCUGGCAAAAUGGGCAGAUGCUGGCAGAAGCGGAUCCCCCGCUCCACGGUGGCGCGGAUGAGCCGUGAUAUGUGUGUGUGUUCGUGUGUGUGUGUGUGCGUGUGUGUGUGUGUGUGUGUGUGUGCGUGCGUGUGUGUGUGUGUGUCGUACGACGUAUGGCGCAAGGCGCGCAGCCACGUGCGACAUGGGCGCAUGCACUUGUGGGCACAUCUGGCAGCGGCUAUGCGUGGGAUAGAUGAUCGGCGCGGCGCACGUGUGCAUGAUGACGGAUGGGCGUGAAGAGCCGCGACAGGCGGUUGGGCAGCCAGGUGGGCGGCAUGCAGAGCGACUGGGACUCGGCAGGCGCAAUGGUUGACUUGGAGAAUCGGGGACUUGUGCCCACGGAAAACCGUGCUGCUGGCAGCUUUGGCACUGGGAGGCAUGUGUGGCCCAGCGGUACCCAUGAAGGUAUCCAGGCACGGGCCCAGGCGCGUCUAGUUCGCUUGUGGUCAGGUGGACAAGUGGCCAAGACGGAGAGCUGCACGUACGGCAGACUAGUAUGUAGCUGUGUCAGGGGUUGUAUGCGACACAUGAUGGUAAACGAUGAUGCCCGCGUGCGCUAAUAAGGGAAGGAGCACGUGAAGGAGGUGUGUGCAGCUACGGGCCUGGCGUGUGCGGCGCAGGUAAACGAUGGUGGAUUUAUGGGCGCAUGGGCGGGGGGGGGGUUAGAAAUUGAAGUUAGCCGGCACUGGUGUGGUGAUGACUUGGCGUUGCGGCCACGUACACGAGAGUGAGCCGGGAGGCGGCGGCAUGCAGUUACGGGUAUUCAAGUCACCGCUGGAAUGGGCGCUUUGCUCGGCCACCGUCUGCGUGCUGCUGCUUGUGGGCUGCGACCCUUGUGGAUAAUC
Chlamydomonas reinhardtii is the source of this 3395-nucleotide messenger RNA. RefSeq lists its product as uncharacterized. The coding region runs from base 338 to 2569 and encodes 743 amino acids. NCBI's taxonomy places the organism in Eukaryota, Viridiplantae, Chlorophyta, Chlorophyceae, Chlamydomonadales, Chlamydomonadaceae. The record is from RefSeq and is a predicted model, not a curated record. The transcript has 10 exons.